UUGACAUCAACUCGCACUGACACGCAUACACCGGCCAGCUCGGCUUAUUAAUAUUAUUAUUAUAUAUCCACACGUCGCCGGGUCGUACCCGCAGCCGGUGGCGCUAGUAUAUGAUCGGCCGUUUGUUCGGUAACUUGUCGCAGAAGGUCCCGAGCUUGCUGUACCGGGUGUCGCUGGUGAUGAAGCCGCAGGUUGUGUUCGUGCUGGGCGGGCCUGGCGCCGGCAAAGGAACCCAGUGCUCCAAAAUCGUGGAGAGUUAUGGCUACACCCAUUUGUCAGCUGGGGAUUUACUCAGGGAAGAGCGAGCCAGAGAAGGGUCAGAGUUUGGACAGCUCAUUGCCAACUACAUCAAAGAGGGCAAAAUCGUCCCAGUGGAGAUCACCAUCAACUUACUCAGGAAGGCCAUGGAAGCGACGAUGAAGGAAAAUGAGAAUAAGUUCCGGUUUCUCAUCGAUGGUUUCCCCCGAAACGAGGACAACCUUCAGGGGUGGAAUAGUGUCAUGGAUGGAAAAGCUGAUGUUAAAUUUGUGCUUUUCUUUGACUGCAGCAAUGAGGUUUGCAUCAACAGAUGUCUAGAAAGAGGAAAGAGCAGUGGACGCACAGAUGACAACAGGGAGAGCCUGGAGAAAAGAAUCCAAACCUACCUGCAGUCUACACGACCAAUCAUUGACCUGUAUGAGAAACAAGGCAAGGUGCGCACUAUAGAUGCUUCUCGCUCAGUGGAUGAGGUGUUCGCUGAUGUAAAAGCCAUCCUAGACAAAGAGGGUUGAGUUUCGCCAACUGCCAACAUUCAUUUAUCUUUUAUUUUUCUUUUUAUCAACUGCAUUUACACUAUAAUAAGUUUAUAUGUUCAUUCAUAUGACUUUUUACAUUUGGUUAAUUUUGACUUCGUGUCUUUUGUAAACGCUGUACUGUUUAUUUGUGAGGAUGUAAAAUGUGUAUGAAUGUGGAGGUAGCAAUGCCAAGCGGCUACUUGUGAUGAACUAGUUAUUAUUCAGAAGAGCUCACAGUGUAGUCUUUCCUCAUAGUCUGAGGCCUCAGCUUAGAGACACACUUCUUUUGUCAAAGGCACUUGCAGCACUGAAAGUCUAAGAAAAACUGUACGUAUUACCAAUGUUUUCAGGGUCACUGGUAGAAGCCAUCUCGCUCUUGAUAAAAAUGUUUGAUCUGAUGACAAGGAAGGAGUUAAGUCUGUACUGAACCACAUAUAGCCUCUCUGCCAUCCAAAUAAAAUGAAUACAACAUCCA
This is a messenger RNA of Pelmatolapia mariae (spotted tilapia), 1248 nucleotides long. It is a transcript of the gene cmpk1, whose product is annotated as cytidylate kinase. Gene Ontology annotation, cellular component: cytoplasm; nucleus. The coding region runs from base 111 to 770 and encodes 219 amino acids. NCBI's taxonomy places the organism in Eukaryota, Metazoa, Chordata, Actinopteri, Cichliformes, Cichlidae. Gene Ontology annotation, molecular function: ATP binding; UMP kinase activity. The transcript has 6 exons. Gene Ontology annotation, biological process: 'de novo' pyrimidine nucleobase biosynthetic process; CDP biosynthetic process; UDP biosynthetic process. The record is from RefSeq and is a predicted model, not a curated record.